Messenger RNA from Chelonia mydas (Green sea turtle), 13080 nucleotides. RefSeq names its product connector enhancer of kinase suppressor of ras 2. Bases 74 to 3340 code for a protein of 1088 amino acids. The record is from RefSeq and is a predicted model, not a curated record. NCBI's taxonomy places the organism in Eukaryota, Metazoa, Chordata, Testudines, Cheloniidae. Gene Ontology annotation, cellular component: membrane; cytoplasm. Gene Ontology annotation, biological process: regulation of signal transduction. Gene Ontology annotation, molecular function: protein binding. The transcript is spliced from 25 exons.
GUCUUAUGCACAAUUGGAAUGGGACACAGAGAUCUUUUGCAAGCACCUGAAGCAUUAAUGAUCACUGAACACCAUGUGGAGCCUUGGGUCCCUUCUAGAAGUCUCUGCAGUGGAAGGGGAAAUUGGGGCAUCAGAAGGCCUUGAUGACUGCCUCCAGCAAUACAUUAAAAAUUUUGAAAGGGAAAAAAUCAAUGGAGAACAGCUGUUGCACAUCACUCAUCAAGAACUUGAAGAACUGGGAGUCACUCGCAUUGGACACCAAGAAUUGAUUUUAGAAGCAGUUGAUCUGCUCUGUGCAUUGAAUUAUGGUUUAGAGACAGAAAACCUGAGAACACUCUCUCACAAGCUGAAUGCCUCAGCCAAAAAUCUUCAGAACUUUAUAACGGGUAGAAGGAGGAGUGGCCAUUAUGAUGGCAGGGCCUCCAGACGACUGCCAAAUGAUUUUCUUACCUCUGUUGUUGACCUGAUUGGUGCUGCCAAGAACUUGCUAGCCUGGCUGGACAGGUCUCCAUUUGUCAGUGUGACAGAAUACUCACUGCUGAAAAACAAUAUUGUUCAACUGUGCCUGGAAUUAACAACCAUCGUGCAACAGGAUUGCACAGUAUACGAAACAGAAAAUAAAAUUCUUCAUGUGCAGUCUGUAUGGAAACUGAAGAACCUAUCACUACUGAAUGUAUGGACCCAUCCACCUACCCAGAAUGAAAAUUUCCAGUGUAAAACUUUGUCUGGAAUCUGUGACCACAUCAUUUCUCUCUCAUCUGACUCUCUGGUGUCUCAGUCAGCACACCUUGAAGUAGUUCACCUUACUAGCAUUAUGCCCAGUGAGGGCUUGGGGAUGUAUAUCAAGUCAACAUACGAUGGGCUGCAUGUAAUCACUGGGACUACUGAAAAUUCUCCUGCAGACCAGUGUAAGAAGAUCCAUGCAGGGGAUGAGGUGAUCCAGGUCAAUCAUCAAACUGUGGUUGGCUGGCAGUUAAAGAACCUUGUAAAUGCAUUGCGGGAAGACCCAAAUGGAGUGAUCUUAACCUUGAAGAAACGUCCUCAAAACACCCUGGUUUCUGCUCCUGCACUUCUGAAGAAUGUGAGGUGGAAGCCUCUAGCACUUCAGCCUGUGAUUCCAACCAGUCCAACAAGCAGCUCCACAACUCCAACCAGCACAAUGGGCAUGUCCUCAAAAAUUGACAGCUCUGCUCUCCAGGACAUUUUCAUCCUCUCUCCCAUGUCAGGACUUUAUGGUCCAAGGGAUGAAAUUGGAAUAAUGUCUUGUGAUGACAUCAGCAAAUAUGGAAAGUCUGGAAUGAAAGGCUCCGAGUCACCUAGCUACUUUCUGGAGCAUGAAAGUGGGAAGUAUUACACAUUAAUUGAAGAUGAGGGCCAUCCAGUGGUCUCUGAGUAUGAGAGAGGCAGAACCACAGGAGUUCGGAGAAGAGAAAAGACACCAACUCAUGGUGACUUGAGGCCUGUUUCUAUGCCUACAGAGUUCAGCUGGAUCGGAGAGUCAAAAGAACCAAACAUGUACAAGAGAGGCAGUCGAGAUUCGGAGAAUUCACUCCUGCGAUACCUGAGUGAUGACAAGAUCUUGGUGAUCCAAGAAGAGCCUAUGACACAGAAAGACAACAAGAGAGACACAGGCCGCAGGUCAAGGAAAAAGGGCAAAAACACAAGUAGCCCGAACUAUCCAAUUAGCCCAUCUAUGUUGACAUCUACUGUUAGCGUUAGGCUGGAACCUGGGCAGCAAGAUGUCUUGAAUUUCUCACUAGCUGAAAGCAACACUGUUCCACUGUAUCACAGAGCAGGGGAGACAAUCGGUGGAGAUUCUGAAAGGUACGCUAGUUCUGCCAGUGACCGUCAAGGGAGCACAUCCAUGAGGAAGUCUUUCCACUACGCUUCCCUGAGGGUAAAAACCAAAAAAUGGUCAAAAGGGAGCUCUCUGACUAGUGGGAGCAGGAGGCGGAUUUCCUGCAAAGACUUGGGCCAUGGAGAUUGUGAGGGCUGGCUGUGGAAGAAAAAAGAUGCCAAAGGAUACUUUACACAGAAAUGGAAAAAAUACUGGUUUAUUCUGAAGGAUUCUUCAUUGUACUGGUACACAAACCAGAAUGAUGAAAAAGCAGAAGGAUUCAUCAGUUUACCUGAGUUCAGGAUAGAUAGAGCUAUUGAAUGCAGAAGGAAACAUGCCUUCAAAGCAUGCCACCCAAAAAUUAAGAGCUUUUACUUUGCAACUGACUGUCUUGAAGAAAUGAAUAGAUGGAUGAACCGUCUGGGACUUGCAGCCAUUGGUUAUACACCUGAUGACAAGGAUAUUCGGCCAGAUGAAGAUUACUGGAGUGAAAGUGACCAGGAUGAUAUUGAUGGCUCUUUAACCCUGAAACAGGAAGGUCCUUCAACACUAUGUGACACCUACCAUCGAACACCCUCAGUGAAUUCUUCAAGUCCAUUCCCUGAACUGAAACAUGGUCGACACUUUUCAAGUGAAUCUACCUACUCCUAUUCUUCUGCGGAGGAUUCCCGACAAGAUGCCACAGGAAGUACACACUCAUCAGGAUGCAGACCUCCCUAUCGAGAAAGGCGCUCAUGGCAGGACCUGAUAGAGACCCCUUUAACCAGUUCUGGCCUCCAUUUUCUUCAGACUGUUCCUCCUGACCCAGAAUAUGUGAGUGGCCGACCUGGAAUGUCACCAGAGAGGCGAAGACAGGCAACAUUACCAGUCCAAAGACGUCACAAUCAUGAACGAGAUGGACCUUUCCCUUUGGUGGAGUGGCAAAGGGGAUAUAGUUCACAUAACAGGCCCCAGAAGCAACGUAGUCAAAGCCUUCCACGAAACAGAGAUGUCAGGGGCAAAGGGCGUGUAAAGUCUUCAGGCAUAACAGAAGAGAAGCCUGAAGAGAAACUUCUUAUAAAAAAGCAAAAUAAUUUCUGUGAAGAAGAAAACAUAAAGGAAAUCAGGGAAAGUACAGAUGGUCUGCAAGAGCUGUACAAGUCUUUGGAACAAGCCAGCUUGUCAGCCUUUGGAGAGCAGCGUCCUUCUACCAAGCAGGAAUUCCGGAAGUCUUUUGUAAAGAGGUGCAAUGAUCCAAUUAUCAAUGAAAAACUUCAUCACAUCAGAGUUCUCAAGAGCACUUUAAAAGCAAAGGAAGGGGACCUGGUAACUAUCAACAAUCUUCUGGAUGAUCCCAACUUGACAUCAAAGAAGUUCAAAGAGUGGAAGCUAAAGAACUAUGAAUUUUUCCUGGACAUUUGUGAGUACAGCGCUGCUCUGAAACUUCAAAAUGGAGCCUCUGAACUUGUAACCCCUGCACCACUGCUGACACACACACAUUCAUUCAUUGAAACACAUGUCUGACAGGACUAGCACCGUGAACACUUGCUGGGUGCCAUGAGAAAUCCAAUAUGGCAAACACUGUAAUAUUUGUAAAUGUACUCAGCAGUAUUGUAAAUAACUUGGAUAAGAGAAUAGUGCCACAGGAUGCCUACUACAUUGCAUGAGAAGUAUUAUUCUGUUCUGAAUUACUUUGUUUGCUAUUAUCAACCAACAUGCUUAUCAAGUUCUGCGUUAGAAAGAAGCAGUGCAGGAGUGUAAUGGAAAAUAUAUACCAGUAUAUUUAUUUAAGGACUGUACUAAAGCUAAGCUUAUAGUAAUGAGUUCUUACAACCAUUUUAUAUAUUUAGAUAUAUAUUAUAUGUAAACAUAUCUACGUAUAUAAAAGGUAACAUAGUAGUUUAUAUUUAUUUUUUAAAAUACCCUAAAAUUCACCUUUUCACAAGUUUUUCUUGAAGGAAAUACAUAAAAAAAAUACACUGGCCACUCUUAGGGGUGCACAUUUUUUUCCAGCCUUUCCAAGCAGUGGUAGCUACCAUCUUUAUGAAAUUAGAGAAGACCAGAGUAAUAAAAAAAGUAAACUUAACCACUUUUGUGUGCCUUACAAUGUAUAGUGUAUAUAUCCAGCAAAUAGACUCUCCUUUGGCCCUAUGAGCAUACUGUACAUGCCACUUUGAUGUUGUGCUUAUUUUUAAAACAAUGAGCUUGCCUUUAAAAGGAGUGGCCAUAGGCAUGCAAGCGUGGCACAGAAGAGGUUAAGACACAAGUAGAACAAAGCUGGUUGUUCACCGAUGCUGUCACUUGAACUGACUUUUCUAUCUACUUUGAAGUGUUUUAUGGUAAAAGAAAAACAUCUGCUUCUGAAGAUGGUAGCUAUGGCAGUUUUCAAAAUCACACCACUGUGAAUUUAGUGCCACAAACCUGUGAGUCAUAAAAUUAUUAAAAUAUUGUUAUCUGAUGCUUCAAGACUGAGAAUUAAGUAAAAGAUUCUUGAACUGAUCAGUUGUUUGUAUAUCAGACUGUCAUACAGAGUGGGUAAAGAAUUAAUAUUGUUCAAAAUUAUUCACCAUAUAAUUCUUUAUCUGUAGAUACUUCAUGAACAAGUUAAUUGCAAGUGUUCAAUUCAGAAUUUGAAACUCAAUUUGUAUUAGUUAGUUUUAAAUGGAUGCAUAAAAUCACAUGGUUUCUUUCUGUUCUCUGCUUAGAAACUUGAAGAUUCAGGUUUUUGGAGUGAAUAUUUGCAUUUAUGAAAACAAAAUCUGCUUUCCAUAAAUAUUCUCAAAUAUGCACUUAAAACUCAAGUUUCUGCAAACAUUCCUGCUAGUAAACUUAUUUAUUAGAAUAUUCUCAGAAAGCAAUUUCUUAUAUACAUUUGAAUAAAUAUUUGCAGAAAAAUGUAUUUGCCCAGUUCUAGUUUCACAGAAAGAAUCAAAUUGUAAAGUUCAAAUUAUUCGUUGUGAUAUGAAAUGGAAAAAGAUGGCUCUAGGAGAUAAAUUUACUUUAUAGAGACAAGAAUUUAGUGAGAGAGCAUCCUUUUGUUUGGUUCAUUUAUGAUACAGUAUCUGAAAAAAAGGAAUGCUACUCAGACUUAUUUUUCUAUCACUAUUAUACCACCAUUUAUUUGAACCAUAGUGGACACAGUGGUAAAAAAAUUCACCCCGAAAUAAUUCCAGGAUAUAGUUAUAUUAGUAGAAGAAUAUUACUGACCUUUAUAUUGGGUUCUCUGCAUCACACCAGCUCUUGAAUCAUGAAAUCAUUGCACUACAGUUAUAAUUACAUUUGGAUAGAACAUACAAAAUAAGUGCAUAGCAAUUAAGUCCAUGCUUGGUCCGAUUCAGGUCAAUGGUCCCGUAAGCAUGGGCUUAAAAGGGUAUGAUUCUGCUCCUGUUUAAAUUAAUGGCAAAAUUCGCAUUGUCUUCAGAGGAGCAGUAUUAAACCCUAAAUGCUCUGCUGAAUAGUGAUGGAUUUAAGCAUGCACUUAAAGUUAAUCCUGUGCCUAAGUGCUUUGCUGAAUUGCAGCAAUAAUGAAGGUGCAGGGAAUAGACAGAGAAAAACUUGCCAUCACACAUUCACCAAAAUCAGAGUUGUGAUAUUCAUGCAAACAGUAAACACAAAUCUGAAUGUAUUUACUAUGUGAACAUUUUAAUUAGUGCACCACUGAAUAGAAAGAGCAUGAGAAGAGAGUUCUUAUCUUUCUAACUUUUGUUCAUAUCAGAUCUAUAAAUAUUAUAGAUAUAAAUAUAUAUCUCACUAUUUUUUUAUUCCUGUCCUCCAUAUGGUGUGGGAGGAGUAUUAUAUAUUGAAAUAAGCAAUGGUGUAAGGUGGAAAAGCCACUUUGAAACUGUACUGCAUACUGUACGUGCAUUAACAAGAAGCUAUAGAUGGUCACAAAAUACUAAUUAAAUGGAUUGUGCUUUUGGUGUUCUUACUGAGAUUUUCUCAUCUGCAUUUUGGUGCAAACCCAAACCACAGUCUGUGCUUUUGUACUAAGAUUUUAAAACAAUGCUCAAGAGGGAUUCCAUUGUAUUGUUACCCAAAGAUCGGAAAAUGCCACUUGACUGGAGAACAUGUUAAAUGAAGUCUUUGGUAAACAUUCAAAAGUGAACUUACACUCUUCUUCUCAAAUAUUAAUUGGAUACAGCUAAAAUAGAAAAAGAAUAUUUUUUUCUGUGGAUAUGUGCCUCCAAAAAUAAACAAAAAUGGUAGCUAAAGAGACUGGAUCGCAACCUUCAUUUCUCAGAGGGUUUAGUAUAAUUAAAAGAAAAAUAAUCAUAGGUAUUUCUGAAAGCUAAUGAGUGGCUGAGAUUAGUCUGGGCCAUAAAACUAAUCCCUCCCAUGGCUAAGAGAUCACAACUUCUUUUGAUCAUAUUUUCUUAAAAAGCUUUCCUUGGCAUGAGUCUAUUCGUUUUGAAGUUCCAGUGAUAUGAGUCUGUAUUUUACUCUUGGAGAGCCAUCCCCAUCAAAGAAGCUAAAAUGUGUUUUGGUUAUUCAGGAUAAAAAAAAAAGUGAGCUAAUAAGGAAAAUGAACUAUUUUUCCUUUUAGUAUACAUCGGAGAGGUUUCUCAUGGCUGGGGUUGAGACAAACUGGGAGAUAGGUUUGGAGCAAAGCUUAGCCCCUAGAACAACAAAAAAAUUAUUUCUAAGUCUAAAACAGUAUUUUUAUUCUUUUAGCUUUUACAAAUAUCACUAACAUGUCAAUAGAGACAAAGUAUUUCCAGAAUAAUUUUGACAUAUUUACUUACAUGCAUACAAAAGUCUGUACAAUAAAUAAGAAUCAGUUAAAGCUGAUUUGCUAAGAAAAUGUCAACCAAUGUAUGCCCCUCAAUUUCUGUUUAAUAUUAGGAGAAGCAGAGUUUAACUUUCUAAACCAAACAAGACAAGACUUUCUGUAUUUAGGUUUAAAAAAAAAAACACUUGAGAAUAAAGAUGUGGAGUUCUUUAAGUUAAAACAAGAAAUUGGUUUAAAAAUGUGAAUUAUACAUCCUACAUUUUAAAAAUAGCCUCCAUCUUUUCUAAUGGAUAAAAUAAAUGAAUAGGCUGGUUAAUCCAGACAUUUUGUUUGACAUAUGAGGUCAGAUAUUUGGCUCUGUUUCUGCCUAUUUUGCCUUCUCAGGCUGUGCAAAAAAGUCAAAAAGCUGCCCAAAAAGAGGCUGUUAGAGAUUUAUCUUGGCAUAGAAGAAUCUCGGAAGAAAACAAUAUAGACAGAUCUACUCCACCAGCUCUUGCUCCCAGUGUGAAAGGUGUCAUAAGGGCAGGGCUAGGGAACACAGCAUUUCAGUGAACCUUGUGGCAUAAUGGCACUGAGGCUGUUCAAAUUUGUGCUCAUAGUUGGCUUAGCUCCUAGCCAGCCGUGAGGUUCAGGGAAGACAAAAGAUGCCUUAGACUGAGCUAUGUGCCUCCCCACUGCUUCAGCUGUGCCAAGCUCUGCUCCAGUGCAAUGAAGUUUGGAGUCCAUAGUGUCUCUCGGAUGAAUAAAUAAAUCCAGCUUCCACAGUAUCCAUCUAUAGAUACUGUUGUAGAUCUUAUAUAUUAUACAAAUGGUGCACAAACCUGCAUUAGCACAAAUUGUUUUGGGGUUUGUGACCUGUAAGCCAAUUGGAAUGCAAGUUGUGAUCCAAAGAUUUAUUUAUAAACAAUGGUCCUGAUCAUAUUUUCAUUGAAAUCAGUGGCAAAAUUUCCUGAUCCAAAUUUGCCCUAGCAGCCAAUAUAGUCCUCCUGAAAUCAAUAUGGUUGCACAUGAGUAAGGGCAGGAAUGGCGCUCCCUUGACUUCAGUGGUGGAGCAAAAUCAAGCCCAGAAUAAAUAUAUAAUAUUUAUUAGUUCAACAGAAUUCCUGCCUGAAUACUCAGAUAAAUCCUGUAUUUUUAUUAUCUUCAACCACAUAAACAAUGUGUUUGGAUGUAUUUUAUUUAUUCAAAUGUUUUCAAAGUUAUUCAAACACUUUGAGCCUUUAUUCAGACUUUCUGCCAGUAAUAUUUUUAACCAAAGACGUCACUCAAUCAGCAUGGCUUUCCUGCAACUCCACAAACUUCAGUAAGUCUUUUUGUUGCUAGAUGCUCUUUCUGCAACUGAUUGUAUGCUUUUCACCAGCUACCCUCUUUUUUUAUUAUUGUUAUUCUUCCAUUUCCUCUAAAUACAGUCCUUUGAUGAUCCCAAUAUCUAUCUCAGUAGCACUUCCUGAAGGGUUUGAGACAUUUUUUAUUUUGUCAUAUUAUUAAAUGAAAUGUCCCUGAAUUCAUUCUAUUUAAUGAAAAGAAAUAAUCAAAGGAAAAGAGAAGCUCUAACAAGUUGCAGCAUCAGUAUUCUUUAUUAUCAUCAUGCGGCAGAGAUGCUGAGUCAGAUUCUAUCCCUUAUCCCAGUUCCUACAUGCAAAAGCAAAUACGGGCCAUAGCUGUGACACAAAGGGUGGAGACAACAGUGUAGAGCUGUCAUCAUGAGUAUCAGAGGCAUUAUCUCCAUAGUGCAAUGAAGAUUCUGGGCUGUGACACAGCCACUAGACAAGCCAUCAGGAGGCUGCUGUAAAUUAGAGUAGCGCUUGGCAGCUCUAAUUUGCUUUGGGGCCUGCACUGACCCCAAAGUAACCUGCAAUCCUGAGGGUUCAAAGGUGAUUUAAAGUCAUCUUUGCCCCCACCUUCCCCUGGGCUGCACUUUCUCAAACACUGACAGGAGAUUUUCUUUCUUUCUCUUUAGGAUUAAGAAUCAUCUUGCUCUUGUGCCAACUUUAUGGUCCUUCUUUCCCAAAUAGCCCGCCCAUAAGCAGCUCUUGGAUUAGGAUAGGUCUUAUUGCCACAAGGCAGCCUUGAUCAUUUGUUAUCAAAAGACUCAGGUGGCCACUGUGCCAAACAGAGAAUUUUGAACUUGGAAUGUUGAUCAUCAAUCCAUUGUCAGAGCUGGGCCACUACCCAUUAAACUGGAAAACUGGUGCACCAUUUGUCUUUUCUUUUCUUUCUUUUUUUUUUUUUUGAGCGGAGGUGACAAGAGAAGCAGGGGAGGGAAUAGCAUCCAUACAAUUGAUGCAGGGAGUUCUCAGGUUUUGAAGAACCUUAGAUGAAAACUUAACUUUACCCCAACUCUCCUCUUUAAUUAUAGUUUUCUAGAUCAAAGUAUUGCAGUUUGGGGAAGGGUACCAUUUGAAAGUUUUUACUAAGGAAGUUCUCCAGUUAUUCUCCAGAAAUCUUGAGUCCUGACCAACCUCUCACUGAAGUCAAUAGGUGUCUUACUAUUGACUUUAAGGGAAUUUAGACUGGACUGUUGAUAGCAUAGAGACUGGGAAUGUUAUCAGUGGUGACGAAAGUGUUGACAUCAAAAUUAAGAUUCUGGCAGAAACUCCAUAUCAUGUGCCUAAAGCACAGUACAUCUCUGAGGAACAUUAUUAAACUCCAAGGGCCAUUAAACUCAGAUCCAUUAAAUCUGCUUUUGUGCUUCUCCAGUGACACAAAGCACACUUAAGACCAUCUGAUCUGGAUCUCUGAGUACUAUCUCAACAUGCAAUCUCCUGCAAUCCUCCAGUGGCAUGAAGGAUGUGUAAAGCCCUCUCACUUACCAACACAGUGCAUGUGCCUGUGAGAAAGGGAACAUAGCUGGGGCUUUCUUACAUCCUGGAAAACCCUGGCUGUCAGCCUCUUGGAGCUGUUGGAAGUCACUGUGAGACAGAGCUGAAUGCCUAAAGUUUGAGUCAACAUUUAAUGGCUUUAGGGUCAGGGAGUCACAAAGGUGACAAAGCAGUUUUCUCCCUUUAAACAUACUGGACUUGUGCCAGAUGCCACUCAGCUGCUCCAGAGAAUCUGAGCCCAAAGGCUUAACUGUCCCAUGACACAAGUGUCCCAGAAAGACCUGUGAGACUUGAGACUGUAUGAGGUCAAUUGACCAAUGGUAUAUGAAGUAUAAUUUAAUUUUCAGACUAAACACCAAUUUACUGAUGCAGGUAAAUCAGAAAACUGGGCUACUAUCAUGAACCCAAUCCUGAAAAGGGUCAGCAAGGAUAUCAGGGAUCUGCCUGCAUGGUUUCUUCUGCAGGACUGGGGACCUGUGCCUCUAAAAUGUCCGCCACAGCACACCACAAUUCAAACUGUGCAAAUGUUAGUGUAAUAUCUACAAGGGAGAACUUCCUAAAGUGGCAUUUAAUUGGCUUAAGUUUCAAAAUAUGGAAACUAGGCAUUUGUAGGGAAGACAUAAGAGGUAUGGCCCAUGUCAACUGUGGCUGGCCCAUGUCAACUGACUUAGGCUUGUGGGGCUCAGGCUACAGGGCUAUAAAAUUGCGGAGUAGACAUUCGGGCUCGAGCUGGAGCCCAGACUCUGGGACCCCACAAGAGGGGAAUGCAAAAACUGGAUAACAAUGGCGAUAGCAAUAUUAACUCAGCUCGGGAUAACUUGGGCAAGGUGCUGAGCACUCUGGCCUUGAUCUAUAAAAACAUUUAAGCAGGUGCUUAACUUUUAGCACAUGCAAAGUCCCACUGGAGUCAGUGGAACUACGCACUUGUGUAAGGUUUACCCUGUGGUUAAUCGCUAUGCUGGGGCCUUAGAUUUUUUGUGGACUGUUACUUUUAUGUGAGGAGAGGCAUUAUAGCUCCUUUUUGACCCAUCAGAUCUUAUUAAACUGCCUGCUUUUACUUCUUCAUCAGAUUUUUCUCAUUAAACCUCAGCUGCGAAGAAGCUUUCAUAGGUGUCCUAGAUUUCUCUUUGCUUUUGUCUUUUAUCUCCUUUUCCACCCAAAUAAAUUUACAUACUGUAGUUUAGGCCCUGCAAAGAUGUUGUCUUAACACAUACCACUUAGUAUCUAAAUCUAAUCUCAGCCAUGUUAUCCAUUAGUGAAUGGAAAUUUGUUUUAUAUUUCUUAUUAUUUAAGUAACUGCUAUUGAAAUGUAAUAUUUUUAUGGUUGAUUUUUAAAAGAUUUUAUUUCCUUAGCUUCUUAUAAGCAGAACCAGUAUUUUAAUUAUGAUCAGCUCUAUUUAUUAAUGUAUAGGCAUCUGAUUCUCUAAUCUUAAUAUAACUAAUAGAUUAAACUUAUUUUCUACAUGUUACAAUUUAUGCCAUACUUCCAUAUUUGGAAGGAAGAUUAAAAUUAAUAUUGUUUAACUUUUGUCUGAUUUUGAGAUGGCUCAUAUACUACUGCAAUCUGGUGUUAAUGAAUAUGUUACACACCUCAUUAAAAAGAUACUGACUAUAUUCACUCUAUUCAGAAAAUAUUUAUAGUCAUUCUUAAUACAGGCCAGUGCUGGAAUAAACAAAUUGAACUGUCUGUUUUUAUUAAAAUAUGUACGCGCACUGCAUGCACUAAAUGUGACAGUUGAGUACUGUAUAGUGUGCAUUACAGCCACUCUAUAUGCAGUACUUGAUGUAAGUGCUGAUGUUAUAGGAGAGAGAAAAUAGGUAGAGAACUAUGUUACUUGACUGGAAAUGCCCAAUUAACUUCUGUCCCCAAGCUUCUAGAGUAUUAUACCGUCUGAGGCAUUUGUGGGGUCUCAAUACAGCUGUUUUUACUUAUUGUAAAUGCAUCUGGCAGAAUGUUGCAAAUAACUUACAUUUCCGUAUUAUCUUGAGUCUCUCUUGCAUUUUGUCACUAGCAACUACAAAACACGUCUUAACCAACAAAUUCUGUUCACUGGUCAAAGUAACAGUGAGACCUGUUAUAAAUGCUAAAUUAGGCUUAGUAUCGAGUAAGAACUUCUGUUUCACCAAGAAAUUGAAGCAUUUCAGUCUAAGAAGCUAGGAAGAGAAAAGUAUAGACAAUAAGAGGAAGGCAGUAGUAUUAAGGUUCCUUUUGCAUUUGACACUGACACUGUAUUAAUUACAAAGAAAAUAUCCUUGUAACACCAUUAAUUGCUGGGUCAUAGAUGACAUCUGUCUAGUUUACUAAAGUAGAUAUUAAAACUUGUACAAAUAGAGAGCCUAUUUUAGAUAAUGCUUAAAUGUAUGACACCCUUGUACUAUGGCUUGCACUUUACUUGCAUAUAAACUGUGAAGUAGGCUGUAGUAAUAAUGUCUUUGUAUAUUCAGGGGUUGAAAUACCAAAUCACUAGAGUAUUAUAAUGCUGGUGUUCAACCUGUACUGUUAAUCUAAUCUGAACAAGCUCACAAAGUGUAUUUUGAAAAUCCUGCUAACUUAUGAUCAUUAGCAAAUAAUGCUAUGGAGUCUCCAUGGUCUUUCUUUUGUAAAUAUGAACAUUCUUACUAUUUCUGUAGCAAUAGGAGGGUAUAAACCAAACUUUCACUAGGACUGUUUUCAACAACAAAAAAUUCUAUAGCGCCUUGUAUAAAAAUCAUGGAGACUACAUGAUUUGUGGGCAUUUUUGUUUACAGACAAUGUAUAUAUAUGUAUUAGAGGCAGAACUGUUAUUUAUCACAAAGCUAUGUUGUGGUUGAUUAUUUCUAAAAGAAAAUGUAUGUUUUCUGUCAUAAAGAGAAAAAAAGUAUUUUAUGGGAGCCAUCCUGAAAAGAAGUUUGACGCUUCAAAGCUUCAAAUACCAGUAUGUCCACAUUACAGAUGUUUCAGCCUCACCUGCUGUAUGUUUUCAUAAUUAGCUGUGAAAUAAAACUGAGAGGUGAUGAUAAAAUGUCUAUCUGAGCCAGGGAAGAAUCCUGGAUUGUGUUACAGUUUAUACAUGGUUGGAUAUUUUGAGACUGCAAUAUAAUAAUUAUCAUCAUAUUUAUAUCUGAAGGUCCCUUUUAUGAGUAGACACCAUUUAGAUUCUGUAGUAGAUAAAGUCCUUCAGCUCAUUGAUGCUACAGAGAUAGAAAAUGAAUUACUCUGGACUCAUACAGGUAAAACUAAAUUUCAACCCCUGGAUAAUACAGUAUUUUUCCCGUUUCCCAACAGUAUACUUAAUUUUAUACUUGUCCUAUGUUGGGAAGUGAUCCACUAAUUUAUAUAGGCUAUGAAUGUUAGUUUAUUUUUCUUUUCUCUUUUCAGAUUAGUUCUGUGUGAAUUAUUGUAAUUGGCUGCAUUUUUUCUAUCACAGGUUAUCUUUUUGUGUGUCUACAAUGAGAAUUUAUGAAUGGAAAAUUUCACUGUGUGUUGCUCACUGGGCAUAUACCUCAUGGUACAUUGCACAGACAUGUAAGUUGUAAGUUGCACUGCAACAUUAAAAAAGGAACAUAUUGCUCUUUUUUCAAAGAUAUUAACUUAUUUAAAAGAUAUAGUCUGUACAUUAUGAAAAGGACAUUUAUUCCUCCUAAAUUCAAAAGUAGCUUUUGUUUUGGGGGAAAUAAGUUGUAAAUUUCAGUUGUAAAUUUGGACUUCAAUAAACUGAAUUCUCUGCACUUAA